ACCUGCCUCGAUUGUCGCCGAUGAAGCCCGAGAAUAAGCGCAUAUGCUUUAGGGUGGCGGCAAACCCACCCGCGACGGUUCGGUGGUUCUUCAAGGAUAAGCCCCUCCAGGAAUCCGGGCUCAUCCGGAUGAUCCAGGAUUGCCUCCCAGCCAUGCCCACUGAAGAAAGCACUUGCUGCGUUAGAUCAGUCUUGGCGACGUACUCUCACAACGGAGUAUACACGUUGAUGGCAGAGAACGCCCUCGGGUGUGCGAACGGGUCCAUGGAUGCCCGGUUCACGCAGCCGGCAGAUCUGGUCCAGGAGCGGGGACGCAUGAAGUCCCAUCACUUCCCUUUCCACGUACCAGGCUUCAAAGGAGGCAACCACUUCUACGAGCACCCGAGCAGCAUCCCUUCGAAACCGAUGAUGGAACUACUUUGGGCAAUCAACAUUUGCCCCAGCGUGAAUGCAGACUCCGGAAGUAGCAAUCCGACUCGAUCCGAUGUCUGUCCCCUUGACUUGUUUCCAGUCGCCGGCAAGCUCGACAACGAAAUGCCGUCGACAGAGAUGGACCUGGUUUAUGAAGUGCGGAAGAGGACUAGGAGGAUUCAGCUUGUUGAGGAGUUCGACCGGAAAGUCGACCUGCCGAUCGGGAUCAUCAUCACCAUCAUCGUUCAUCACAGUGUCGAUACUGUGUGA
Darwinula stevensoni is the source of this 680-nucleotide messenger RNA. NCBI's taxonomy places the organism in Eukaryota, Metazoa, Arthropoda, Ostracoda, Podocopida, Darwinulidae. The record is from the annotation of a GenBank genome assembly.